AUGACGUAAGUAUUGUUGUGUCAUGUGAUGCGAAGUGGGCGUGGCUCCGUUUCCCGGAAACAUGGAGGCUGUGCUGAGUGAUGUUGUGGCUCCCGAGGACCUUAAAAAAUUCGAGAAGAAGUACAACAACGAGCUGCUGAAGGGAGCCGUAUCCAAAGAGACAAAGUUUGAGUAUGCUUGGUGUUUAAUCAGGAGUAAAUACACGGAGGACAUCAAGAAGGGAGUGCUGCUCCUGGAGGAGCUGGUUCACAAAUCGUCAAAGGAUGACUCCCGGGACUUUCUCUUCUACCUUGCAGUGGCCAACUACAGACUCAAAGAAUAUGAGAAAGCCCUGAAGUACAUCCGGACUCUUCUGAAGAACGAGCCGGGCAACAAGCAGGCUCUGGAGCUGGAAAAGCUCAUCGACAAGGCUUUGAAGAAAGACGGCUUGGUCGGGAUGGCGAUCGUCGGAGGGAUCGGUCUGGGCGUGGCGGGUUUGGCGGGCCUCAUCGGCUUGGCGGUGUCGAAGGGAGCGGCCAAAUCCUAACCUGGACGGGAGCCGCGUGCCAGACUCAUAGACUGACCUGCAAUAAACAGAGGAACAUUACAAAGUGCUUAAAAGAUGAUGGUUUGAAGUUGAGUGUCUGCUGUGGCACAUUCACAGCAGCCAUGGUUCAAAAACAUCCUUUCAUACGUUAACAGGGUUGAAAAUCACCUUUUCUGUUCACUAACUAAAGCAUGUCCGUCUCUAGUUAGUUGUAUAAAUUAAUCUUAAAUUUACUAAGUUGCCAUUUGCAAACAGUAUGUAUUUCAAAGAGUGUACAGGUUUCUUCCAUUGUGAGUUAAGGAAAGUGUUAUUGAUGCUGUGUGAACGACAGCAGGUCGUAUGAAGAAAAACGGCGAUGUGUUAUGUCUGACGUCCGAGUGCAGGGUGUGAACAUUUAAUUCAGACGUGUGUAGCCGGACUUAAUAUUUGUGCAGAGCAAGAGCUAAAGGAAUUAACACACAUUCCUGUGUUGAACGCUUUCCUGAAAUUCACAUUUGCUUUAUUUAAUGACCUCUUUUACAUCUUGGUAAAUAAAAUUACUGCAAGAAUAUUCGUGUUGUCUGUUGUCGAUCUCUGGUUUUCUGCUGCCGGUGAUAAAUUAAAGGCUAAAACAUGG
Fundulus heteroclitus (mummichog) is the source of this 1142-nucleotide messenger RNA. It is a transcript of the gene fis1, whose product is annotated as fission, mitochondrial 1. The record is from RefSeq and is a predicted model, not a curated record. The transcript is spliced from 5 exons. Gene Ontology annotation, molecular function: protein binding. The coding region runs from base 62 to 526 and encodes 154 amino acids. Gene Ontology annotation, cellular component: mitochondrial outer membrane; peroxisomal membrane. Lineage: Eukaryota; Metazoa; Chordata; Actinopteri; Cyprinodontiformes; Fundulidae. Gene Ontology annotation, biological process: mitochondrial fission; peroxisome fission; mitochondrial fragmentation involved in apoptotic process.